AUGCCGGGGCUUGCGAAACAGGCCUGGGAUGGUUUGGGAGCCGCCUCCACGCAGCCGCCCCGGGGAGCCCGUGGGGGGAACAAGCCACGGCAGCGUCUGGGCUUUGCUGACCCCCAGCAGUGCCAGCCGGGCAGCCCCGGUGCCGUGCUGCGCUUCACCGACAGGCACGCCGAGAUCCGGGUGCCGGCGCUGCACCGCGUGCCCAGCUCGCUCGAUCCCCUCUACGGCCUCGUCCGGCGCUGCCUGGACCUCAUCCAGCAGAACCCGCUGCCCACAGCCGGGCCGUGGGGCAGGGGAUGCCAUGGGGAUGUUUUCCACCUGGCACAGGGCACCUGCAGCACCCCGAGCUUGGUGCAGAGGUGCCGACGAGGCUCUCCCGUGGCGCAGGUGGUGCAGUACGAGCUGGGCUAUGUCGUCUGUGCCGCCGUGGCUCUGCUCUUCACCGUGGCCGUGCCCGUGGCUGGGAUGUGCUUCUGCUACUGCCGGAGCCGGCGGCGCUGCGGGGGCCGCCUCCGCGCCCACCGGCGCUCGCUGGGCUGCCGCCGCCGCUGCCUGCUGACCUGCCUGUCCUUCACCUCCCUCGUCAUCCUGGUCAGCGUCACCUGCGCCUUCGUCACCAGCCAGCGGGUGAAGGGGCAGAUGGAGCCGGGGCUGGGGGCCGUGCCCUCCACCCUGCGCACGCUGCGGCAGCACCUUGCCAACGUCCCCCAGGGCGUGCAGAUGGUGGUGGACAAGUUCGAGGUGCCCCGAAAGCAGAUCAUCUCCGACCUGGGCGGGCUCAGCAGGAGCGUGGGGCUCUCCAUCCACGCGCAGCUCAAGGCCAUGACCUACGCGGCGCUGGCCGACCUGCAGGACAGGGCCGGAGACCUACAGACCUCGCUGCACCAUUUACAGAUCGUGCACAGGACGGCGCGGGCGCUGGCGGCGGCGCGGGCCGAGCUGGAGCCGGCGCUGCGGGAGCGGAGGAGCCGCGUGGUCGCGCUCCUCGACGACCCGCGCUGCACCUCCUGCGCCAGCGUCCUGGGCAGGGCUCACGGCCUGCAGCUGGGCGCCGACUACGGCAAGGUGGGCACAGGCUCCUGGUCCCCCUGGUCACCUCCCCACACCGCUGCCCCGGGGCUCACAGGGUGCUUUCUCCACCCCAAGGUGCCGUCGGUGGAGAAGGUGUUGAAGGCGCUGGCUGGUCUGCCCCGAAGUGACUUUGCGGAGAUGAUUCGCCAGGGCAAUGGCACCUUCAACUCCAUCCCGGAGCUGGCCGUGGAGAGGAUGGCGCAGGUCAUCCAGGAUCUGCGGGCCGAUCUGGCCCGCACGGCGGAGAAGGUGCAGUCCAUCGCCGACGGCUUCCCCCUCCCCGACUACACGCGGCCGGCGAGCGAGGCGCUGCUGGAGGCGGAGCACCGGAGCCGGCCGUACCUGCGGGAGGCGGAGCGCUUCGAGCGCUACAGGUGGAUCGCGGGCACGGUGCUGUGCUCCAUCAUCCUCCUCAUCCUCGCCUGCAACGUGACGGGAAUGGCCCUGGGGGCGUACGGGCUUUCCAAGCGGGAGGACCCCAGCGACUACGAGUGCCGGGGAGAAGCCGGCGCCAAGUUUCUCCUGGUCGGCGUGGGCUUGGCUUUCCUGUUCUCCUGGCUCCUCAUCCUCCUGGUUUUCGCCACCUUCCUGGUCGGGGGCAACAUCCAGACGCUGGUUUGCAGGAACUGGGUCAACCAGGAGAUUUAUAAGUUCAUCGACACCCCCGGGAAUCUCCCUCCGUCCAUGAACGUCACCCGCCAGCUCAACCUCCGGAGGGACUCCAACCUCAGCUCGGCAUACCGGGAGUGCAAGAGCGGCGCGGGGCUCUGGGAGGUGCUGCAGCUCGACAGCUCCUACGACCUGGAUGAGCACCUGAAAACCCCCCAGUACACGGCUGACUUCCAAAAACGCCUGGGCGACUUCACGGCGGACCUGGGGGACGUGCGGCUCCUCCGCAGCGAGGGCAGGCAGGACCUGGAGACCUUCGCCCGCAGCGGGGUGGACGAGGUGGACUACGGGCGCUUCCAGGAGGAGAUGAAGAACCCCGUGGUGCAGACCAGCCUGCCAGGUUUGGCGAGGAACCUGGAGGGGCUGCAGAAGAUGCAGAGGAACAGCACGGUGGCCGGGCGGCUGGCAGCGGAGGCGAGGGCGCUGUGGCACAUGCAGAACUCCACGGUGCAGUCGCAGGAGGCUUUGGUGGCAAAGCUGGGGGAAAGCGUCCAGUUCCUCUCCCGCUUGGCGCCACACCUCAAGGAGCGGGUGAGGAGGACGCUGGCCACCACGGCUUCGGUGGAAGCCCGGCUGCCCCUGCAGGCCCAGCAGAUCCUGCGGCAGGAGCUCGGCUGCUUCACCAGGAAGGAGCUGCGCUAUUUCGCCCAGUACCUCAACUGGGUCGGGCAGACGCUGAGGGAGGACGUGGCUUCGUGCCAGCCGCUCGCCACGGCCCUGGACAACGGGCGGGUCAUCCUGUGCGACCGCAUCGCUGAGCCCUGGAACGCCUUCUGGUUCAGCCUGGGCUGCUGCACCUUCUUCCUCAUCCCCAGCAUCAUCUUCGCCGUCAGACUCACCAAACACUUCCGCCCCAUCCGCAACCGCCUCAUCUCCACGGGGUCAGAGGAGACCUGUCCCUUCCACAUCCCCCGUGUCACAGCGCUCAAGCUCUAG
This is a messenger RNA of Pyrgilauda ruficollis (rufous-necked snowfinch), 2676 nucleotides long. RefSeq names its product prominin 2 (gene PROM2). Bases 1 to 2676 code for a protein of 891 amino acids. Gene Ontology annotation, molecular function: cholesterol binding. Gene Ontology annotation, cellular component: apical plasma membrane; cell surface; prominosome. The transcript has 22 exons. Lineage: Eukaryota; Metazoa; Chordata; Aves; Passeriformes; Passeridae. The record is from RefSeq and is a predicted model, not a curated record.